Anolis sagrei ordinatus is the source of this 11209-nucleotide messenger RNA. RefSeq names its product ras responsive element binding protein 1 (gene RREB1). Gene Ontology annotation, biological process: regulation of transcription by RNA polymerase II. Gene Ontology annotation, cellular component: nucleus. Lineage: Eukaryota; Metazoa; Chordata; Lepidosauria; Squamata; Anolidae. Gene Ontology annotation, molecular function: RNA polymerase II cis-regulatory region sequence-specific DNA binding; DNA-binding transcription activator activity, RNA polymerase II-specific. The record is from RefSeq and is a predicted model, not a curated record.
UCUUCUGCUGGGAGGAGGAGCGGAGCAGAGGAGCCAGCGAGGGAUGCUCCCGCUUGCAACAGGCAGCAGCAGCACCCUCUCCUCCUCCUCCUCCGCCUGGCUGAGCCACACGUCCCCCGGAGCCUCGCAGGAGCAACACGUGAUGUGUCUCCUUCGGGGGAGAAGCGGCGGAUGAGUGGGGAGGGGGUGGCCAGAGAGGAAGCCACCGCCAGGCCUCUCUCUCUUUCUCUGCCUCUCGAAACGGGGGGCAACAUCGCCUGCCUAACUCUCUUCCUCCUCCUCCGAGCAGCAGAAGCGGACGGGAACUUAUUGCGGACUUGAUGAACUUUGCACAUCCAUAGAAACGCCAUUUUGAAUUCGAUUCCUACCCCCCCCCCCGUCUCUCUCUUUUUCUCCUCCUCCCAUCUGGGACAAACUUUGCUCCUCUCUCGUCGCGGAUCCCCUCUAGCCCCCCUACUUUGGUUUUUUUGUUCGCUUGGAAAGGAGGAACUCCGCCGCCCAUCAUCACCAUUUUUUUUUUGCAUCAUGGCUCGAUCCGGAGCAAAUCGGACAUAUAAAGUACAUUUUCGAAGAACAACCUAAAGUUUAGAAAGGGCAGUGUUGUGCUGGCCCUCCUCCUGUGUUGACACUAAGGUGAUUCCUCUGCUUUCGCUCUACCAUCUCUCUACACCUGUUUGCACCAUAAUCUCAGAAGCUAAAUCCACAAUUACCAAGGUGCUACCAAGGAGAAGAUUGGGUAUCUAGGUGGUGUUCGAUUUCUAAAUACUAAAACAGGAAAGCAGGAAGGAAGGAAACCUCACCAAACAAGUGUCAACAAAGGAAAAUGAAGAGAACAAACCCAGGAGCUUGAGCAGUUCUGCAACAGCAACAGAGUUCCCAAAGUAUUCUGGAGGCGUGGAUUUGCCUCUUCUUGACAUAAUGAUGGCAGCCAUCAUGAGCUUGGGGAACAUUGCUGAAAAUGGCACCGCAGCAACUCCGAACAUCAAAUCCCCAUCAAAACCUCUUGCUCCCAAUCGGAUUGGCAGGAGAAAUCAGGAAACAAAAGAUGACAAGUCUUCCUAUAUUUGUCCUCUGUGUGAAAAAGUUUGCACUACCCAACAUCAUCUGACUAUGCACAUUCGCCAGCAUAACACUGACACUGGUGGGACAGACCAUUCCUGCAGCAUCUGUGGAAAGUCUUUGAGCUCUGCCAGCUCCCUCGAUCGCCACAUGUUGGUGCAUUCUGGUGAAAGGCCUUAUAAGUGUUCAGUCUGUGAUCAGUCAUUUACCACCAAUGGAAACAUGCACAGACACAUGAAAAUCCAUGAGAAGGAUCCAAACAGCACUACAAGUACACCAGUGCCUGCCUCCCCAUUGAAACGCAGGCGAUCGUCUGCCAAACGAAAACUCAGUCAAGAUCAUGAGGCGGAUAAAGAAGAGAGGAGUCCUGCAAAAAAGCAAGUUGUGGAGGAAUCACAAAGUAGAGAAGCAGAGAAGAAAGCUGAGGAAGUUUAUCGUUGUCCGGUGUGUUUCAAGGAAUUUUCUUGCAAAUACGGGCUGGAGUCCCACAUGGAGGCACACCCAGAUACCUCCUUGAGGUGUGACGUCUGUUGUAUUACCUUCCGCACACAUCGGGGCUUGUUACGGCAUAAUGCAGUUAUUCAUAAACUACUUCCAAAAGACCCAACGGGAAAGCCUUUCAUUCAGAACAAUCCCUCAAUUCCAGCAGGCUUCCAUGAUCUGGGAUUCACAGACUUCUCCUGCAAGAAAUUUCCCCGCAUUUCUCAGGUCUGGUGUGAAACAAACUUGCGGAGGUGCACCAGUGAAUUUCAUCGGUAUGUCUGUGAAAUGUGCAACAAGGCAUUCCCUAUGCGCUCAGCACUCAAGCUGCACACAGAAACCCAUGCAACUGAUCAGGGAAAAGAAGAACACAAACUGCAGUCAGAGGAUGCAGACCUGAAGGCCUACAUGGAGUCCUUGGGACUGCGACAUACCAAAGAUGUUGAAUCUGCCAAGCAGGAGGAGCUUGCUCCAGAUGAUGAGGUCCAAGAAAUGCAGCUAAGAACACUGAAGUGUAAUCUACCUCAGGAACCUGGUAAUGCUAGCCAGUUGAAUGUGUCCCCCCUGGAGACUGCUGCUGUGGGUGGACCUUUCUCAGUCCUUCCCCCUACAAAGGAAAACAUCAAACUCCUGUCACUACAGCCUUUCCAGAAGGGCUUCAUAAUUCAGCCUGACAACAGCAUUGUUGUCAAACCCAUUUCUGGAGAACUAGCAGACAUCCAGCAGAUCUUAAAGAUGGCUUCUUCAGCAACCCCACAAAUCAGUCUCCCCCAGCUUGCAAAGACUUCUCACAUACCUGUGCAGUCUAUAUUCAAGCAUAUGCCUCAACUGAAGCCAAAGCCAUUGGUAGCACCUCGGACUGUGGUGGCAACCUCAACGCCACCUCCAUUGGUCAACACUCAGCAAGCCUCACCUGGAUGCAUCAGUCCAAGCCUUCCUCCAGUGCCACCCAAGCUGAUCUUACCCUCAGAAGAGUCAACUUCAAACUCCCAUCUUUCACACAGUAAAUCGGGAGCCAAACCCAGCCCUUCUGACCAGGAGAAGAUGGAGCCUGUGAACCAGCAUGAAAUCAAAACACAGCUAGAGCAAGACAGCAUCAUCGAGGCUCUUCUGCCCUUGACCAUGGAGGCAAAGAUCAAACAAGAAGUGACAGAGCGAGACUUCAAAGCCAUCAUCACUGGGACGGCAAACAAGAAGACCCCAGCCAUGAGGAAAGUCUUGUAUCCCUGCCGCUUUUGUGACCAGGUGUUUCCUUUCUCUGGGGUCUUGAGGGCUCACAUACGCUCCCACCUGGGCAUCUCCCCUUAUCAGUGUAACAUUUGUGAUUACAUUGCAGCCGAUAAAGCAGCGCUGAUCCGGCAUUUGCGAACACACAGUGGAGAGAGACCAUACAUCUGUAAAAUCUGCCAAUAUCCUUUCACGGUGAAAGCAAACUGUGAAAGGCACUUGCGCAAGAAGCACCUGAAGGCAACUAGGAAGGAGAUAGAAAAGAACAUUGAGUACGUCGCCAGCAAUGCAGCUGAGAUGGUAGAUGCCUUUUGCUCCCCAGAUACAGUGUGCAAGUUCUGUGGGGAAGACCUGAAGCAUUACCGUGCCCUCCGCAUUCAUAUGCGAGCACACAGCGGCUGUCAGAAGAAAAAGCCAUUUGAAUGCAAGGAGUGUGGCACUGCCUUCUCGGCCAAGCGGAAUUGCAUCCAUCAUCUCCUCAAGCAGCAUUUGCACAUCCCAGAGAGGGAGGUAGAGAGCUAUGUGCUGGCUGUGGAGUGCCAGGCUCCAGAGAGCCAACCGGGUCCCUUGCAGUUACUGGAAGGUAGCGCUUACACAGACUGCAAGCCCAUCACACCUUUCUUGGAAUCACAGAAUGGUGUCUUAAGGGGCACCCCCUCUCAUGCAUCGAUCAAACUUGAAACUGCAAAUAGCUUCCCUAGAAAUUUCGAUGAGCCUUUAGAUUUCUCACAAAAGAACAAAAACCUGAACUCUGUGCUAGUAAAACAGGAAAAUCCAUUUGAUUCCUCUCUCUAUGAUUGUUCCAUGGAGCCCAUUGAUUUGUCCAUCCCUAAAGCUCCAAAGAAGGAGAAUGAGGAGACCUUAAAUGAGGAGAAGAAGCAGGAACCUUUUGAUGGACAUGAAGAAAACCUUCAUAACUUUGAGCACUCUGCUCCAGCUAAUGGCAACCUGGAAAACCGUGCUAUCCGACGGUCCCAGCCAAUGAAGGGUCCACUGCAUUUGACUGUCCCAAUCAUUUCUCCGACCCUCUUGGGGAACUCAGCUUUGUUGCGACCCUUGAGGCCCAAGCCACCCCCUCUCUUGCCAAAGCCCCUCAUCACUAAAGAGCUGCCACCUCUUGCUUCCAUUGCCCAGAUCAUUUCGUCUGUGUCUUCUGCCCCCACUUUAUUGAAAACAGACUCGAUUCCCACGGCGCCCAUCGGCAACUCCACUGGGACCGAAAAGCCAGGGAACUCUAAACCAAACAUGACAAUCAUGGCUGCUGUCCAGCCCGAUCCUGGCAUUCCCAGUGAUUUGCCGGAGCGUGCAUGCAGUCCAAAUCUAUCCCAGAAGUCUCCCACUCCUGGAUCUGUGAAGAAAAGAGGCAGAAAGAAAGGAACAAAAAACAAGCCCAAGGCAAGCAGUGGGGUGGACCUAGAGUCGAGUGGGGAGUUUGCCAGUAUAGAGAAGAUGCUGGCAACGACAGACACAAAUAAGUUCAGCACAUUUCUCCAGUCAACUGCGGACUUUAAGGAAGUAGCUGAUAGAAAUGGAACCAGCGAAGAGGAAAGAGAAAUCACUGAAGAUAAACUUCUGAGAGGAAAGAGGAAUGCUUAUUCAAACUGCGUACAAAAAAUGAAGUGUCCUCGUUGCCCAAGCGUUUUUCCCUGGGCAAGCUCUUUACAGCGGCACAUGCUUACUCACACAGGUCAGAAGCCCCACCCUUGUCAAAAAUGUGAUGCCUUCUUUUCCACCAAAUCUAACUGUGAACGCCACCUCUUACGCAGACAUGGAACUGCCACCUACUAUCUGAGAAGAAAUGGGCUUGUUCCUCAGUCUAAAGAAAGUGAUGCUGGAGCUCAUGAUAGCACAGACAGUCAAUCAGAUUUGGAUAAUACAAGUGGAGGGAGCGAAGCUCUUGACUUGACCUCUGGAGAACAAGACCACCCAGAAGAGGCAACUGAAUUUCCAGAAGUAUCAACGAACAGUCACAAAGGAGAAGAGGAGAAAAUGGACCUCUCUCAAGGAGAGGGUUGGAAGGAAGAGGAGAAGAGACAGGAAGAGGCACAAGAGAAAUUAAGUGAGGGUGAUGAGGAGCCAGAAGAAGACUCUGUCAGCAACAGAAGUCUGGACCUCAAUUUUGCCAGCAAGUUAAUGGACUUUAAGCUGGCUGAAAGUGACCAGAGCACAACUAGUGGAGCUCAGACUGAACACAAGCACACUUGCAACAUUUGUGGGAAGUGCUUCAAGUUUGCAGGCACUCUUACACGACACAAAAAAGCUCAUGCACACGAUGAUGGGAGGGAUGAAAAGAGCAAUGAGGAUGGAAGCAAAGAUUUUCAGGGGACAGCCCAAGUUUCCAUUGCUCAGGAGGAACCUGCUCUUGAGCAAGAAGAAUCCAGAAUGGACACCAAGAUAGUAGAAGCCACCACAGAUGGUGAGGCAACAGGAAGGGAGAAUGAGGAGAGCGAAAGCAUCUCUGAGGGGGAAAGCAUGGAGAGAAAAUCUUCUGAGAAGAGUGACGAUGAAAGAAAGCCAAAGGCUAAUGGUGGGGUUAAAGGUGAAUCAAAGGCAGACAAGAGAAAGAAAGUUUGUACAGUGUGCAACAAGAGAUUUUGGUCUCUGCAAGACUUGACACGGCACAUGAGGUCCCAUACAGGGGAGCGACCUUACAAAUGUCAAACCUGCGAACGGACCUUUACUCUGAAGCAUAGCUUGGUUCGCCACCAGCGGAUCCACCAGAAGAUAAAGAGUGGAAAGAACCACGAGAAAGAGAGUGACAAGGAGGAUGUCCGCUCCAGGGAGGAAGAGGAGGAUAGCGAAAGUGAGUCUCUCCACAGCAGCACCAAUCCCAUCUCAGAAACCGAAAACGACUUGCUGGUGAAACAGGAAAGCUCAUCGCCGGUCACUCGGAGCCGCAAAGAGAGCCUUGCCAAUGCUGCAAAGGAUCCUAUUAACAAGGAGGACAGGCCAGUCCUACGAGCAGCUGGCCCGUGUCCUGCCGAGUCCAGCAAGAACACCCAGAAGCAAGCAUCAAAAGAGCAGGAGUCUCCUCGGGGAAAGGGGGAUCGUGAGAGCCCCUCGGGCUUAAUCCAGGACUUACUGGAGAUUCACAACAAAAAACCUUCCAUGAAUCAUAUUCUUGCCUCGGCAGAGAAUGCGCCUCAGCUCUUGGGAGUUGAAUGACAGCUGUGAUGCCUGGCGUGCCCCAAAAACUGAUCCAGCACACACAGAGAUGGGGAUGGAGUUGACCACACAACCCCUCCCCCCAGAUGUUGAAUCAUCCUGCUGUUUUGAUGAGGGGAGGGGAGUGGGAGAUGGGGUAUGGCAGUCUGAAAUCAGUGCCAUAAAUCUUUCAGUAUAAAUAAUGCAAGAGACUACAGUUAUAUACUGAUCUGAGUGCCUUACUACUUUAUUAGGUCUUUUGGUAUCAUAGAUUUUUUUAAGACAAAAAGAUGAUUUUUUAAAAAAUAUAUUUUAAUGAAACUAUUUGGAGAGGACCUUCAUUUUUUUUCAUUUAAGCAUUAAUGUUACUUUUUGUAUUGGGGUGUGUGAGCUUGUUCUUGUAUAUCUGUGAUAGCCGCUUUUGUGUGUGCUCUGAGCUGGAAACAAGGGGUCAGUGGGGCGAGGAAGCCCUUAGAAACUGUAGCCAAUAACUGGAAGAAGACUUUAAAAGACACCCCCAAUAGAGGAACUGCAAAUAAGGUGUUGAUUUUGUUUUUUGUUUUCUUCUUUUCUUUUGUCUUUCUUAUUAGACAUUGUUUGUAUUUGCCACAUGGGGGAGAAUUAGCCAGUCCCGGGUAUGGUUGAUUAAGGCUUUCAAACUUGGUCCAAGCCAAAACCAGGAAAAACUUAAAGUUAAGCCUCACUUGCUUCCCCUUUCUUUUUCUUUCUUUCUUUCGUUUUCUCCCUACAUUGGCAAUUAUGAUGUUCUAGCUACUGUCAUUUUGAAAAAUGCUCUUUCUGGCCAUUGUGGACCUUUGAGAGCAUAGAAAGAGUUGCAUAGCGACUUUAAAACCUAUGGAAAUUAUGCACCCACUGUUAUAUAUAUAUGUUUGAUUUGUGCUUCUAUAUAUUAUUGUUAUUUUAAUAUUUUAUAAAUUUUUGUCAGUUGCUAGUCUCUGCGUUCAGCAGAAAACCAAUGGGCAAUAUUUGUCCGCGGAGAUCUACAACGCAGCUUGGAUGGCCUGCUUAAAUGCUUCUGAUCUAAUCUCUCUCUGACUCUCCCCUACUGGGUUUGCAACUCUUUCUACUGUAUUUUCUAUAGAACCCUCUUCCCCUGAGUACAGCGCCAAACGGAGGCCAAGUGCAACCUAGAUGGACUGAAUGUGUGUUGCAAUAGGUGGAGGUGGGAAGAGAAAUCUCAGCACCGAGCCCCACCUGUACUUUACAUGUGUACAAACCAUAGGCUUGUUUGAGCAAAGGCAAGGACUUUGCAUGGGCAGAUCCCACCUAUGUCUUGUUUGUAUACCACUUCAUCACACUAAAGAAAAAAUACACUUAAAAUCCAUUUUCUGCCUCCUACAGAAUUCUGGAGUUUGUAGUUUUGGGAGGCUAUUAAAGGCUCCUCCCUAAACUACAAACCCCAGAAUUAUGCAGGAGGCAGAAACCGAUUUUUAAUUGGAUUUUUUCUCUAGUGUGAUGAGGCUAGGUGAGGAGUGAGCCUUGGUGCUAUGAUUUCUCUUUCCGCCUCCACUCCCAUUCAAAUUCAGUUUAUCUAGAUAGGUGUCAUCAGAGCCUCAGUAGAUAUUGGAAAUGCAGGUGACAGUUCAAUGAGAACUAAGAAGAAGACUUGGCAAGCUGGCAUGAAGAGGAAUGUUAAGGGAAAGGGAGCCCUCCCAAUUGCAAGCAGAAAGCACUGCAAAUCCCAUGAGGUUAAUAUUGUUCAAAACCACAACUGUUAUUUUUUUACACUGAUGAAUAAGAUGUUCAGUCUUCCAAAAUAAAAUGGGGGGGGGGAGCCUUAAAUUAACUUGCUACCUUAACGUGCUUUAAAAGAAGGAAACAAAUCAGUACUACUGCCAAUACAACUUACAGAUUGAGAAAACCCAACUUCCUUCCCAAUCUUUCAGGAGGUUUUCCUAAAUACUUAACAAUGUGGGGAAUUGGGAUUAGUCCAUGUAUCCUGUUGCCGGCAACAGGAGGCAUUAUAAAAUGCCAACUUUAGGACUGUAAUGCACAGGCCAGUUAAGCUGGUGUGCUAGGAUUCAAGAUCUGUUUCCACCCUGAAGUAUAGCCCAUUAAUUUUGAAAGAGAGAAAGAAAAAUAGUAGAGUUGCCUUUGGCAUAAAUUAAUUUUAAAUAUGGCUGUUUGCUACGUUCUCGUAACAAUGCAAGAGCAAAUUGGAAGGUUCAAAUCUUGAUCAUGUUCCUACUUAUUGUUUGACUCUGGUCCACUAUGCAGAUCUUACAACCAUGUGUCACAAGAAUAACUGGACCUGUCACAAGAAUAAUUAGAUCUCUGACAUUUCAUCAGUCUGGCAUGACGUACAUUUAUAUCUUUGGGUGAUUUUUCUGAUUGUAUACCCUGAUCUUUAGGAUGGAAGGGGAAGUAACACUGGAAUCAUCCCUCGGUUUCUUGUUUGUGGGCCCAGUGCUCACUCAAAGUGAUUCCUCUUUCCCUCCAAAAGAAUGGAGCCUUUGGCAACACAACCACAUGUGUGGACUUACCCUUUUUGUCAGCAACAAGCCAUACACCCAUGGGGCAUCACUGGAUCACAGCCGGUCUUUUAUCAUCAGCCUCGAGACAGAUGACAUCCAUGUUUGUGUUCAGCUUAACUUAAGAGUUCAGAAAAGUUGAUUUCUUGGACUAUAAGAUUCUAGAACUUGUAGCCCAAAAACUCAACUUUUCCAAAAUCUGGAUACUUACAGAUCAAGCAUAGGCAUUCCAACGAAAUAGGUGUAUUUUGCAACAUAUAGGUUAAUGCACAUCUUCCCUUCUAGAGCAAAGGAAGGCAGUGUAUUUCCGGAGCCUCUCUUUGGUGUUCCUCACUUUGAGCCCUUUUCAUUCACACUGUUAGAUACUCAACCACCACUGUCUCUAUACCUCAAAUUAUGCUCUUCGACAAGAACCUUUGAAAAUAAAAUGGGACUUGUGCAGGUAUAAUAGACUUGGAUGCGCCUUCAGAAUUGGAAGAAGGGAAUAUUAUGCCAAUCUGCUUAAUAUCCACUAUUUCCUGGAGGGUUCAGUCAGAUGAGGGGUUGGGAGAUGAUUUUGAAGCAAUAAUAUUUCAUAUAGAAUUUUUUAAUAAAGAGGGGAGAGAGAAGGAUGUUAGAUAUAGAUUUGAUUUUUGUUGAGGGUAUGUUGAAAAAUCCUGAAACCAUUCCUUCGGCUUAGUAAAAAACAAAACAAAUACCAAUGAUUCCUCUUUUAUAUUAAAAUAAAGAUCCUGUUAAAUGAACAUGUUCAUCAAUGCCAACUUAUGCACCCCUUAAUUUUUAUUGUUAUUAUAUUAUAAUUAUUAUAAUUAUUAUUAUUAUUUGGGGAUUUUCGUUUUUUGGCAGCUCUCCACACUAAACUGCGCGCAAUACUGUGGGAGAGAAGCCAUUAACUAAACCAGGACUGUCAAACCCGUGUUCUCUCCCGGACUGGGUGGGUGAGUUCCCCCCACGAAGAUGCUUCAUAGUCUUUCCUAGCAAGCUUGAAACAUGGCUUCCGUCUGGGGGAGAAGAGGGUGCAAAUUUGACAGACCUGAACUAAACUUUAUGCUGCAGAAAUAAUGUAGCAAAUAAUUUCCCAGCACCCUGCCGGGACAUCUGCUAGCAAUAAUCACUAUUGAUUUAAAGCUUUAUUUAGCCUUUAUCUGUAUCCAAGUAGAUUUAUUAAAUCUUGCCACAUUUUACUGAUGUUUUUAUUAGUUGCAUUUGAUGGAGGAAGAAAAAAAACCUUGUCCUUAUUUUCUUGUUCUGUUUUCCUCUUGUUGACCUGCUCCCGUCUCCUCACAUCCACCUCACCCCCCCCCCUUUAAUAUUAAACUGUGAAAUUUAUAAUGUGUUUAAACUAUGGGUGAAUCUUAGGUUUAGUUUUGCAUGUUCAGUUAAUUCGUUUCUCUACAUCUUUUUGAUUUCCCUCCCCCCAUUUUUUUUUCCUCUUCUCUCAGGGCUUUUAAAAAAAACAACCUAUUUUUUCUGCAAUUGUCAAAAUUUUCAAUGGAGCUAAUGGUGAGAAUCCAAUCACUACAAUAAGCACUUGACUGUGAAAGCAUAGAAAGAAAGAAGGAAAAAGGAAAGGAAACCAGGUUCAAAUGUUUUUAGCUAUAAUGAUGCAGCUGAACCGGAACAAGCUCUGUUGAUGGAUUAAUUCCCAUUUCCAAAUGGUGUAUGUUUUCCCUCACCUCCUCACACUGAUCACAACUUCUUCCAUUACCCUAUAAUAGGGGCAGGAGUACCUCCAUAUCCUAUGAUGAGCCUGUGCUAUGUUGUCUCCUGAGUUGCUUGGAUCAUGGAACUGUGGUGUUAAAUUAACAAUGGUAAUGCUUAGGCCAGUGCUUCUCUACCUGUGGGUCUCCAGAUGCUUUGGCCUUCAACUCCCAGAAAUCCUAAGACAGUGGUUCUCAACCUGUGGGUCCCCAGAUGUUUUGGCCUACAACUCCCAGAAAUCCCAACUGGUUUACCAGCUGUUCAUAUUUCUGGGAGUUGAAGGCCGAAACAUCUGAGGACCCACAGGUUGAGAACCAGUGUCCCAACAGCUGGUAAACUGAGAUUUCUGCGAGUAGUAGACCAAAACACCUGGUGACCCACAAGUUGAGAACCAGUGUUACACCUUUUAGCCCAAAGUAGAACAACCUAUGGCUGUCUCAAUAUUUUUUUUAUUCCAAUUCCCAUGAUCAGUCCUCCACCAUUGACUAUGUUGGCUAGGGCUGUAGGAAAUAAUGGUCUGGCAAUAUCUGGCUGCAACUAUUCCGGUUUCAAAGAAAAUUAUGGGGCAAACAUCCCUGAGAAAGCAAUCAGGAAAAGACACUUAUGCCAUGUAAAGCAUACUUGUCUCUAUUUCUUUCAGCCAUAGCUAAUACUGCCAAUGUUUCGAGGAACCAACGUCUCAAUCACAGGUUCUUUCCUCGCUUCGUUCCUGUGCCGGUAGGACAUGUUUUUUGUUAGAGGAGUUGGAGUAUGGGAAAGGAGGCUGCCUUUUCACCCCUCUCCCUUUCUCCACUCAGGAAGGAAAUUUGAAAUCCCACAAAUUUCAGUCCCUGCAAGGAAAUGACGAUUAAGAUGUAGAAUUCCUAUUAAAUAUAUAAAUAUAAAUAUAUAUAAUUUCUUUUUGAAAGGGAACGUUUAAAAACUGCUGCUACGAGUUGUGUACAAGACUGGUUUAUGCCACAUGAACAGAGAAUCACGUGUUUUGUUUGGGUACUUCUAUUCCUCUUUUCAUUCAGUUGUACGUUACUUCCAAAUUCAAAGUGAUAAAUGCUGUUCUGUAUCAAACAAUCUACGCAAUAAAAUGUUAUAUUAAAAACAACACUCAA